GGAGCAGCAUGUACGCCAAAGGGGGCAAGGGCUCGGCCGUGCCCUCCGACGGCCAGGCGCGCGAGAAGCUGGCGCUGUACGUGUACGAGUACCUGCUGCACGUGGGCGCCCAGAAGUCCGCCCAGACCUUCCUGUCCGAGAUCCGGUGGGAGAAGAACAUCACGCUCGGGGAGCCCCCGGGCUUCCUGCACUCCUGGUGGUGUGUGUUCUGGGACCUGUACUGCGCAGCGCCGGACCGCAGGGAGGCCUGCGAGCAUGCGGUCGAGGCCAAGGCCUUCCAGGACCACAGUGCUGCUGCUACCCCUAGCCCGGUGAUGGGGGCCAUGACCCCGAGUGACGCGAUGGCCGCAGGCCCCAUGGCGCCGGGCUUUUUCCAGCCUUUCAUGUCCCCGCGGUUCCCAGGGGGUCCCCGGCCCACCCUGAGGAUGCCGGGUCAGCCUCCUGUGGGCCUCCCUGGCUCCCAGCCCCUGCUCCCCGGCGCCGUGGACCCCUCCGCUCGCAUGCAGGGGCACUCGAGCAUGGGUGGCCCGAUGCAGAGGGUGACGCCGCCCCGGGGCAUGGCUGGUGUCGGGCCCCAGGGCUACGGAGGUGGCAUGCGGCCCCCGCCCAACGCCCUCGCUGGCCCGGGACUGCCCACCAUGAACAUGGCUCCGGGAGUUCGGGGCCCUUGGGCCAGCCCCAGUGGCAACUCGAUCCCCUACUCCUCCUCGUCCCCGGUCAGCUACACGGGACCUCCAGGAGGUGGUGGGCCCCCCGGCACGCCCAUCAUGCCCAGCCCUGGAGACUCCACCACGUCCAGCGAGAGCAUGUUCACGCUCAUGAACCCCCUCGGGCCGGGCGCCGGCAGGGCUAACUUUCCGCUCGGGCCCGGCGCCGAGGGCCCCAUGGCCGCGGUGAGCGCGAUGGAGCCGCACCCCGUGAACGGAUCCCUGGGCUCGGGCGACAUGGACGGGCUGCCGAAG
Chinchilla lanigera (long-tailed chinchilla) is the source of this 962-nucleotide messenger RNA. It is a transcript of the gene Ssbp4, whose product is annotated as single stranded DNA binding protein 4. NCBI's taxonomy places the organism in Eukaryota, Metazoa, Chordata, Mammalia, Rodentia, Chinchillidae. Gene Ontology annotation, cellular component: nucleus. Gene Ontology annotation, biological process: positive regulation of transcription by RNA polymerase II. The record is from RefSeq and is a predicted model, not a curated record. Gene Ontology annotation, molecular function: protein binding; single-stranded DNA binding.